Adineta ricciae is the source of this 1623-nucleotide messenger RNA. Lineage: Eukaryota; Metazoa; Rotifera; Eurotatoria; Adinetida; Adinetidae. The record is from the annotation of a GenBank genome assembly.
AUGUGCUAUAAAUUAAGGCAUGGAUCCGAUACAUUUACUUGGAAUCGAACAUAUCCAAAGACGAAGCAAGGAAUACUAAUUACAACGAUGACUACAAGCAACAAAACAACUCAAUUGAAAACUCCACUUAUGUGUUCACAUCGUUUAUUACUUGCUUUUCUGGCAUUUUUGGGCUUCUUUCUAUGUUAUGCUCAACGCAAUGGUCUUUCUGUCGGGAUUAUUUGCAUGGUCAAUCCUAGCGUAGAUAAUGAUCCAGCAACAUACAAUAAUAAUUCUUUGGCCAAUCAUCGAAAUAUUCCAGCAUCGUGCCAUCAACAUACUGCAGAAAAAAGUCAAUUGCCUGGUCAAGUUCUCUUAUGGCCAAAAUCCACUCGUGGUUUCCUUCUUGGUUCGUUCUAUUGGGGCUAUGCGUUGACUCAAGUCGCAUCGUCAGUAGCUGUGAAUCUCUUGGGUCCGAAACGUUUUCUUGCCUUGUUAAUCUUUGCUUCAUCAAUGGCAACAAUACUUUUACCAAUUUUUUCAAAACUGCAUCCAUCGUUAGUGAUAGCUUUGCGUAUCGUUGCCGGCGCUGCACAGGGUGGUCUGUGGCCCACAAUCUUUCGCUUUUGGUCAACAUGGGCACCAGCAUCAGAACGAACAACUUUGCUUUCAUUUCAGAGUUCCGGGCCCUCGAUGGGCACUAUCAUUUCUUUGAUUAUUGGCGGUCUCUUCUGCACAUUUUCAUUAAAUGAUGCGAUUCCUUUCAUUUUUCGACAUGGUUGGGCAUACUUCUUCUAUCUUCUUGGUGGUCUCGGCAUCGUCUGGUCGAUUGUCUGGCUUAUUUUUGCCAGUGAUACACCAGCAACAAAUCGUCAUAUAACAUUGGAUGAAAAAGAAUACAUUCGAGCAUGCAAAGCAGAAGAAAAGAUUCAAGAUGUCAAUACCAAAAUACCAUGGAGUGCAAUGCUUCGAUCUCAAGGUUUCUGGUGUAUUCUUAUUUCCAUGUGUUUCAGCGAUUUUGGUCUUUAUGCCGUUUGGACCGUUGUUCCCGAAUACAUGAGUGAAGUUCUGUUAUUCAGCAUCGAAGCGAACGGGUUUCUUUCCGCAUUACCACAUAUGGCUAGUUUCCUUGUUGUCAUGUUAAGCGGUGGCCUAGCAGAUUUUAUCAUUGGCAAAAACUACGUCAAACGUAUCAAUGCUCGAAAAUUAUUUCAUGGGAUUGGCACUUUCGCACCAGCUAUUUGUCUUCUGUCAAUAUCUUUCCUUGAUUGUCAACGUCGAUAUUUGGCAGUGGCUUUACUUAUUAUCGGAAUAGCAUUCAAUGGUUUUAUGAUGUCUGGCGGAUAUAUUGUUAAUGUUGGAGAUUUUAGUGGCGUUCAUUCAGGCGUCGUGUUUGGUAUUUGCAACACGAUUUCAAGUAUCGGAGGAUUCGGUGCACCGUAUUUAACAAGUAUCAUUACAAAACAUAAAACAGCACUAGAAUGGAGAGUAGCAUUUAUGCUCUAUGCUGCAUCAUUUCUUAUAUCAGCUAUUGCAUUUAUUUUCUUAGCUCGUGGAGAAACGGAACCUUGGGCGUGUGAUGAUGAGCAGGAUGAAGCACACGAGGAAUUAACGGAAGUCAAGCGUAAAACAUCUGUUAUUUGA